AAAGUCGCCAAUAACAAAAUGGACAGAUCUAUCACUUCAGAUGAUUAGCAAUACUUGACAAUUAAAUGAAAUGUCCUCCCCGUCGCCUACACCAGUACGUGCUAUCUAUGGGUUUAUUCUCUACUUGGCAGCUUAUGUGAUAUUUGUUGUGUAUAUUGUAUGGGCCUAUGUUCCUGAUGUGUUGUUAGAAGCUGUUGAGCUGUCAUAUUUACCCCAGAAAUACUGGGCAGUGGCUGUACCUUGUUAUUUAUGUAUGUUAUGGUUACUGGCAUACCCGGCUUGGUUUGGUUACAUACAUCUUUGUACUGCUCCAUUAGAUUCCACUGAUUUGAUAUCUGAUGAAUAUUCACAAGUUCCAAAUACAAAGAGUGUAAUUUGUGCUGAAAGUACUCCUCCAUUAGCUGAUAUUUCCAUAUCAGAUGUGAAUAGAAAACUGUAUCUAUAACUUGUGCAAUCCUUGUUAGAGCUUAUCAGCAU
Ruditapes philippinarum (Manila clam) is the source of this 477-nucleotide messenger RNA. Its product is annotated as phosphatidylinositol N-acetylglucosaminyltransferase subunit P-like. The coding region runs from base 71 to 445 and encodes 124 amino acids. Lineage: Eukaryota; Metazoa; Mollusca; Bivalvia; Venerida; Veneridae. Gene Ontology annotation, biological process: GPI anchor biosynthetic process. Gene Ontology annotation, molecular function: phosphatidylinositol N-acetylglucosaminyltransferase activity. The transcript is spliced from 5 exons. The record is from RefSeq and is a predicted model, not a curated record.